AUGGCUGGUCGCCAUUAUACGGACGAGGAACAGCUAAUAAAAGAGGAAGUAGAAACAUACGUCAAGCGCCUUCUGAUCCAUGUCGAACACUUGAAUUCCGUAUUCAAAUGUGAAAUAAUUCCGAGCGGUAGUUUCUAUGAGUACACCCGUGUUGGUUUUCCCAAUGAAUUCGAUUUUAUGAUUAAUCUCAUUUGUUUUGGAAGAAUAUGUGAAUUUCAACAACUCGAAGAGGAUCCAGCUGGCUUCGGUCGAUUACUCGUAACCAACGAUAAGGCACACAAAGAACUAGAGCAGUAUAUUGAACCGAUAACUCAAUGUUUAUCUUCCGAAAAGAUAAAAAAACGCUUUCAUCAACUGUUGACAUCAGCAAGAAGUCACGUAAUACGAAAAGAAUCAAUGAACUUGUUCAAAAAUUUGAAAAUGCAAUGGACAAGUGGAGACAAACGAUGUGGUACUGCUAUCCAUGCCGAAUGGUGCGGAUGUCAGUAUGCUCAUUUAACAAUCAAAAUUGAUGUGAUUCCAUGUAUCACUGUACCUGGAUGGCCGUCGUCAGCCAACAUUCCAUGUCCUGCAGGCAUUCUUAAUUUUCAUGUAAUUGCAAGAAGCACAAAAUUCAAUUCGACCUAUCUAUGGCGAAUAUCCACAACAACAGCGGAAGUCAACUUUUUUCAAAACGUAUCGUUGAAAGAAAAAAAAAUUGGCUACAUCGUCCUCAAAGCAAUAAGAAACUCAAUUUCCUAUCCACCUGUUACUGUUAAAGGAGUAACGUACGGUGUUGAGGAUUUAUUAACAUCCUACACGCUAAAAAUGGAGUAUUUUUACGAACUGAAUAAGCAUCCAAAUAAUCGUGACUGGAUAGGAGAAAAUUUUCCACAUCGUAUCAUGUCAAUAUUUAAACGAAUAUCUAAAGAUAUUAACUUGGUUUCGACUACUAAACGUUUACUUCGAAAAUUGUAA
Molecule: messenger RNA, 957 nt
Organism: Didymodactylos carnosus
Lineage: Eukaryota; Metazoa; Rotifera; Eurotatoria; Philodinida; Philodinidae
Source: the annotation of a GenBank genome assembly